CCAUUUCAACAUCAAAUCAAGUGAAGUGCACCUGACAUCUUGUCGCCAAAGUAAGGUUAUACAUUUAAAGGAGGCUAUUCAAAUAAGCCGAAAAUGAACUUCCUGGCGAGAAAAGCCCCUCAACUGGCCCUUGUGUACAGCACCACAGUGUCCAGGUUACCAAAAACGCUUUCAGUGCGCCUCAAGAGCAGCAGUGCCCCCAAAAGAGCAGGAUCGUAUUUUAAACUGGGGUUGACUGGGGUGGCCAUGGGGGCCCUAGUUGGCACCGGUUAUACAAUUCACCAGCAAAACAAUCCCAAAGAUCACUUUGUCAACGAGACAUUUUUCAUUGAGGAGCUGGAGGAAAUUCCAGAAAUCAAACCAAGCAGACAGAUGAAAUUCUCUGAGGAUCACAGCAAUUUGAAGCUGACACUGUUCCAGUAUCAAACUUGCCCAUUUUGUUGUAAAGUGAGGGCGUUUUUAGACUAUUACGGCGUUUCGUACGAUGUGGUCGAGGUGGAUCCAGUGCUGAGACAGUCAAUCAAAUGGUCCGAGUAUAAAAAAGUGCCGAUUUUAGUUGCCAAAACCCCAACCGGCUACCAGCCAUUGAAUGAUAGCACAAUGAUAAUAUCAGCGCUGGCUUCAUACUUAAAGGAUUCCGGAAAAUCAAUGGCCGAACUCGUUCAAUGUUUUCCCUAUAUCACAUUCACUGACGACGAAGGAGUGAAGAAAAAGGAAAUAAUGAACAAGUACUUUCUGAUGCUGAGCAACCAACAGUAUAAGAAGGAGAACGACAAGUCUUUGAGUGACGAGAGGAAAUGGAGAAAGUGGGCGGACGAAGUCCUCGUCCACACCCUAUCCCCAAACGUCUACAGGACCAGGGAGGAGGCCUUCCAGGCCUUCAACUGGUUCUCAGAGGUGGGCGAAUGGGAACAGCACUUUCCUAGUUGGGAGAGGAACCUUAUCAUCUAUGUGGGCGCUUCCGCCAUGUACCUGGUGGGCAAGCGCCUGAAGAAGAGGCACAAUUUGAAGAACGACGUCAGGCAGAGCCUGUAUGAUCAAUGCAACGUAUGGGUGUCAGAAAUAAAAAAGAAAGGCACCACAUUCUUAGGCGGACAACAGCCGAAUUUGGCUGAUUUGGCUGUGUACGGUAUACUGAAUAGCAUCGAGGGUUGUGUGGCGUUUAAAGAACUACUGGAAAACACCCGAAUUGGCCCGUGGUACCUUUCAAUGAAACAGGCAGUCUCUGCCCACCAGGGCGCCAAGUUUGUUUAAUUAUAUCUAAUGUUAAAAUGUGUAUAUAUUAAACGAAAUCGUUCCCAAAAAA
Messenger RNA from Dendroctonus ponderosae (mountain pine beetle), 1306 nucleotides. It is a transcript of the gene Su(P), whose product is annotated as prostaglandin E synthase 2. Gene Ontology annotation, molecular function: prostaglandin-E synthase activity. The transcript is spliced from 5 exons. NCBI's taxonomy places the organism in Eukaryota, Metazoa, Arthropoda, Insecta, Coleoptera, Curculionidae. Gene Ontology annotation, cellular component: mitochondrion. The coding region runs from base 94 to 1254 and encodes 386 amino acids. The record is from RefSeq and is a predicted model, not a curated record.